CAACAACAAUUUCUCUUCUCUCUCAAGUGCAAUUUCUUUCCGAUCGAUAACACUCUUCUAUUUGUAAGCGAAGAAAGGGAAUUACAGCCAUGUUUUUCAAAUCACCCUCCCCAUCAAGAAUGACACCACCCACUUCACCUCUACGUCCCACUUUCUCAGAAUCUCUCAUGGAUGAGAACAUCCAAAUCGCUGAAUCACUCAUUUCUAAGUGGGAUUCAGAAAACACUGCCAAUGCCUGCAGCACCAGCUCUCUCUUCUCUGGCAACCGCCAAGAAGCCAAAGAAUACCUUCAAGUCAUCAAACACUUACAGUCCGCCAUGCACUAUUUCGCCGCCCAUACUCCAUCUUCACACAAACUCGUUCGUUCGCAAAAUCUCAUGCAAACCGCCAUGAAAAGACUUGAGAAAGAGUUUUACCAAAUGUUAAAGACCAAUAGAGAAUACUUGGACCCUGAAUCUGUUUCCACUCAGUCUUACUCAUCAAGAGCUUCAAGAGCCAGUCUUUCGGAUAUGGAAGAUGAUUCCGAGGAUGAGUUCAAAUUCACAGACGACAACAUUUCGGAAGUCGAACGUGUCUCUAUUGCUGCCGUGGCCGACUUGAAAUUAAUAGCUGAUUGCAUGAUAGCCUCCGGUUAUGGCAAAGAGUGCGUCAAGAUUUACAAGAUAAUCAGAAAAUCUGUUGUUGAUGAAGCGCUUUAUCAUUUAGGAGUUGAGAAACUAAGCUUGCCUGUGAUUCAGAAAAUGGAUUGGGAUCUUCUGGAGAUUAAAAUCAGGAGCUGGUUACACGCCGUUAAAACCGCUUUUAAAACGUUGUUUUACGGCGAAAGGAUUCUAUGCGACCAAGUGUUCUCGGCUUCCGACACUAUCAGAGAAACGUGUUUUACGGAAAUUUGUAAAGAGGGAGCUUUGACUCUAUUUGCAUUCCCGGAAAAUGUAGCAAAGUGCAAGAAAACUCCUGAGAAAAUGUUUCGUAUCUUGGACCUGUACGAAGCAAUUGCCGACCUCUGGCCUGAGACUGAGUCUAUUUUCAGCUUUGAAUCAACUUCAGUCGUCCGAUCACAAGCUGUGAAUUCAAUGAUCAAACUAGGCGAGGCUGCCCGUACGAUGCUGGUGGAAUUUGAAGCGGCGAUUCAGAAAGAUACCUCAAAAUCCGGGCUUCCCGGUGGUGGAAUUCACCCCUUGACUCGCUAUGUAAUGAAUUACAUUGCUUUCCUCGCCGAUUAUUCCGGUUCACUUUCAGAUAUAGUCGCCGACUGGCCGUUAACGGUCAGUUCUCCGUUACCAGAAGCUUACUUUGGUAGCCCUGAAUCCGAGGACAACAUUUCCUCGCCAAUAGCCAUCAGGCUUGCUUGGCUUAUUCUGGUUCUGUUAUGCAAACUAGACGGCAAGGCUGAGUUGUACAAGGACGUAUCACUCUCUUACUUGUUCUUAGCCAACAAUAUCCAAUACAUCGUCGUAAAAGCCCGUACGUCGAACCUUAAAUUUAUCCUCGGCGAGGAAUGGGCGAUGAAGCACGAGGCAAAGGUGAGACAAUACGCAGCCAAUUAUGAGCGCAUGGGAUGGAGCAAGGUGUUUGCGUCAAUGCCGGAGAAUCCAACAGCUGAGAUUCCACUUGCUAAAGUCCGAAACUCGUUUCGGCAAUUUAACUUGUCUUUUGAAGACGCGUACAACAAACAGAGCUCGUGGGUCGUACCGGACCAGACAUUAAGAGACGAAAUAAAAAUUUCGUUAGCGAAGAGGAUCGUGCCGGUGUACCGUGCCUUUUACGAGAAGUAUCGGGUUAGUGCAAGCAGGGAGCCGGGGCCGGGGAAUCAAUCGUUGGUCAGAUUUGCCCCCGAUGAUUUGGGAAAUUACUUGUCGGAUUUGUUUUACGGAACCAGUGGGUCCGGUAGCGUUUCAUCUCAUUCGUCGUCGCAUUCCAGUCAAGGAGGGCGGAAUCGUUGAAAAAAUAAAAAAACAGCUGUUUGCCGGCCAAGUUGAUUAUUUUAAGCUCGUGUUUUUUUUUUGUGCAUAAAAAGAUUUUCAAUGAGAGCAAGACACGUGUAUGAGGUAAAUAUGUAUACGGAAGCAUUGACUGAUUGAUGUGUUGACACCUGUAAUUAGAAUUCUUUUAUUUUCCGGAUGAUA
Messenger RNA from Pistacia vera, 2126 nucleotides. Its product is annotated as exocyst complex component EXO70H1-like. Gene Ontology annotation, molecular function: phosphatidylinositol-4,5-bisphosphate binding. Gene Ontology annotation, biological process: exocytosis. Bases 90 to 1943 code for a protein of 617 amino acids. Gene Ontology annotation, cellular component: exocyst. The record is from RefSeq and is a predicted model, not a curated record. Lineage: Eukaryota; Viridiplantae; Streptophyta; Magnoliopsida; Sapindales; Anacardiaceae. The transcript has a single exon.